Molecule: messenger RNA, 291 nt
Organism: Lactuca saligna
Lineage: Eukaryota; Viridiplantae; Streptophyta; Magnoliopsida; Asterales; Asteraceae
Source: the annotation of a GenBank genome assembly
AUGGUUAAGUGCUACAAUAAGGAGGUGGGUUUGAGUAAAUUGGUACAAAAAACAGGGAAAGCAAUCGUCGUCUUCAUCAGGUCAAUGAAGAAACAAACGAAUAGAAGGAAAAAUCAGGAAUCUCUGGUGAGGCUGAGAUAUCACGAGAAAGGGGAGGCGUCGACCUCCGACGACCCUCGUGGGUUAAAUCUCCGUCUGAUUGGGAGGGAGAAGUACAAACGAAAUCAGCAAAUGAUGUGGUCCGGUGGGCUUUUAAUAGAUCGCACAAAGGGAAUAACUGAUCCCCGAUGA